UUUUCUUUUUUGAUGAGAUUUGUUUUUCUUUUGCUCAUUUUUAAUUCGGUUUAAUUUUGGUUUUUCUUUUCACUUAAUUGUCACAAUUUAUUGAUUUCUUACCUUUUACUAGUCGUUCAACAAUCUGGUGAAACAUUUAAACACUGACAUCUAAUGAUGAAUAUUGAAGAUGAGAUUAAGGAUAGACUGGACACCAGAAUAUUCUGUAAAUUAACCUCUGGUUUGGGUGGUUGUGUCAACCUUGGUGCUGUUUAUGAGAUUGAUGAUGGAAAUAAAAUCUAUAUUAAAAGUAACACCGCUUCGGAUUCUGGUUUCAUGUUUCAGGGAGAGUUUUUCUCAUUGGAAUCAAUUGCGGCCACUCAAGCUAUUCGAGUACCUAAACCAAAAUUCACCAUGGAUUUUACUCACAAGGAACAAGGUGCAGUUCUUGUAAUGGAGUAUAUUGAGGAUUUGAAAGGAUUGAACAAGUAUCAGGCUCAAUGUGGAGAUAAAUUGGCAAAGCUUCAUUUAGAUAAUUUUAAUCUCGAAUUGGAGGAGAAAAGGUUAGAAAAUUGGAUCGGGAAAGAGGCAGCAAGACCUUAUAUCAAUCAAUUUGGCUUUGAUAUGGCUACGUGUUGUGGUAAAAUACCUUUGGACAAUGAAUGGUCUGAUGAUUGGCUUUUAUUUUUUGCUCGUAAUCGUUUAGAUACUCAAAUCCGAAUGAUUCAAUCAGAUCAUGGCCACAGGGAGAUUGGUGAAAUCUGGUCUAAACUUCAACUAAUUAUACCCAAAUUUUUUAAACCCUUGAAAGAAAAGGAUAUUACAAUUAAACCCUCUCUUUUACAUGGAGACCUUUGGGGUGGUAAUGCCGGUGAAACUGAAGAUGAGCCGAUCAUCUUUGAUCCGGCUUCUUUUUAUGGUCAUCACGAGUUUGAUUUGUCAAUUUCCUGUAUGUUUGGUGGUUUUCGUCAACAAUUUUACUCCUCAUACUUUAAUUUACUCAAAAAAGGCCCAGGAUUUGAUGAGAGACAAGAAUUGUAUCAAUUGUUUCACUAUCUUAACCAUUGGAACCAUUUUGGUGGUGAAUAUGUUGAUCAAAGUUUACAAUUAAUGAGAAAAUUAGCCAAAUACUAAACAAAACAAAACUUAACCUUAACAUCUCAACAACAAUAACAAACAAAACGAGCCCACAAGUCUUUCAAUUGGCAACAAACAAACGGGUAAGUUAAUUAUCAAUAUCCAAAUGAUGCAAAUAUUGACCAACAAUUAAAUGUUGUCAAUGAAAAGCCAAAGCGAUGGACCAAAAACCCAAUAUAAAAGCAAAGAUGACGAUAAAAGAAGAUGAAAACGAAUGGAAGAUUUGAAGAAUCCUCAAGAUGGCGUUGGUAGUCAGAAGAUGAUGAUGAGAGGAGGAAGAGAAACUCAUCAAACAGACUCACUGAUGAUGAUAAGGUGACUGACAACUCGAAUGCAAUUUCCAGCUCAAUCGCAAGAAGAGCUAGAAUGGGAAAGAAAGAGAAGAAAAAAACCAAGAAAGGAAAUCUAAGUGUUUACAUCAGUAACAAUUACAAUUUUUGCUCACCAUCAUCACCAUCAUCAUCAUCUUCAUCUCCAUCCUCAUCACCUUCACCUUCAUCAUAAACAUCAACAUCAACAACGUCAACAUUUACCUUAAUCACAAAGAUUGUUAUAUUAUCAACUCCAACUUAAACUCCAACAGCAACAUCAAAAUAUCAAGCAACAACAACAAUAAUAACAACAGUUAACAAUUAUUACAACAACAACAACAACACUUUGAUAUUUAAUUGUAACGACAACAAAUUGUCAACCUUAACAACAUUGUUACUUGUUCACCAAAUUUUUGCUUUCAAUUUAUAUGAAUAUUAAUUUUACCUAAAGAAUCAAAAUUAACAAAAAAAAAGUUCUAAUUUAUUGAUUAA
Panonychus citri (citrus red mite) is the source of this 1919-nucleotide messenger RNA. Its product is annotated as ketosamine-3-kinase-like. The transcript is spliced from 2 exons. The record is from RefSeq and is a predicted model, not a curated record. The coding region runs from base 154 to 1113 and encodes 319 amino acids. Lineage: Eukaryota; Metazoa; Arthropoda; Arachnida; Trombidiformes; Tetranychidae.